CCGGAGUGGUGCAGUGAGGGACAAACAAAAGAAGCCGAAGCUCCGGGGACCCAACCGGGAAGGCGCUGCCAGGGAAGCUGCUCCCAUGGCUCUUGGGGAAUGCGUCCCUUCGGCACCCGCUCAGGAUCCAGCUCUCAGAGGCAGCAUCCGUCGGCAGCACAGAGGCCUGAAGUACAGAUAGCAGACGCCAGCCACAGGGUGAGCCAUGAUUCCAGUCACAGAGCUACGUUAUUUUGCCGACACCCAGCCAGCGUACCGCAUCCUGAAGCCAUGGUGGGACGUCUUUACGGAUUACAUCUCUAUAGUGAUGCUGAUGAUCGCAGUCUUUGGAGGGACGCUGCAGGUCACCCAGGACAAAAUGAUUUGCUUGCCUUGCAAAUGGGUUACCAAAGAUGCUUGCAACGACUCUUCCAGGGACUGGACACCUGCAAGCCAAGACUCGAGUUAUUAUAAUUCGUCUCUAGUGCCACCUCUGGACGUUGGACCAACGGGGAUCAAAUAUGAUCUUGACAGGCACCAGUAUAACUAUGUGGAUGCAGUGUGCUACGAAAACCGCCUUCAUUGGUUUGCCAAGUAUUUCCCUUACCUGGUGCUUCUACACACUCUUAUCUUUUUGGCUUGCAGCAACUUCUGGUUCAAGUUUCCAAGAACCAGCUCCAAGCUGGAACAUUUUGUCUCUAUUCUGCUGAAGUGCUUUGAUUCACCUUGGACUACCAGGGCUCUGUCCGAGACUGUGGUAGAGGAGAGCGAUCCCAAGCCGGCCUUUGGGAAAAUGAAUGGUUCCAUGGACAAGAAAUCCUCUACAGUCAGCGAGGAUGUGGAAGCUACAGCCCCAAUGCUGCAAAGGACAAAAUCUCGGAUUGAGCAAGGGAUUGUGGACCGGACGGAGAAUGGUGUUUUGGACAAGAAAGAAGGUGAGCAGGCCAAAGCGCUUUUCGAGAAGGUCAAGAAGUUCCGCACGCAUGUGGAAGAAGGAGACAUCGUUUAUCGUCUCUACAUGAGGCAAACCAUCAUAAAGGUGAUAAAAUUCAUGCUCAUCAUUUGCUACACGGUGUAUUACGUCAAUAACAUAACCUUUGACGUCGACUGCAAAGUGGACAUAGAGAGCCUGACUGGCUACCGCAUGUACCGUUGUGCUCAUCCUCUGGCUACCCUCUUCAAGAUCCUGGCUUCCUUCUACAUCAGCCUGGUGAUCUUCUAUGGCUUGAUUUGCAUGUACACGCUUUGGUGGAUGCUCCGACGGUCUCUCAAAAAGUACUCCUUCGAGUCCAUCCGAGAAGAGAGCAGCUACAGCGACAUCCCCGACGUUAAAAAUGACUUUGCGUUCAUGUUACAUCUCAUCGACCAAUACGACCCCCUCUAUUCCAAGCGCUUUGCUGUUUUCCUCUCUGAAGUGAGUGAGAACAAGUUACGGCAACUGAACCUCAACAAUGAGUGGACCUUGGAAAAACUGCGCCAGAGGAUCACCAAGAACUCCCAAGACAAGCUAGAACUCCAUCUCUUUAUGCUCAGUGGCAUCCCAGAUACUGUCUUUGACCUCAUUGAGCUGGAAGUUUUAAAACUGGAGCUGAUUCCUGAUGUCACCAUCCCCCCUAGCAUUGCUCAGCUCACCAGCCUCAAGGAAUUGUGGCUGUACCACACUGCAGCCAAAAUAGAGGCCCCAGCCCUUGCCUUCUUAAGGGAGAACUUAAAAUCACUGCAUAUCAAAUUCACGGACAUCAAGGAGAUACCGCUGUGGAUUUAUAGCUUGAAGACUUUGGAAGAGCUCCAUCUGACGGGAAAUCUGAGUGCAGAAAACAACCGCUAUAUUGUGAUCGACGGUCUCAGAGAACUGAAGAGGCUCAAGGUACUGCGACUGAAGAGCAACUUGACCAAGCUGCCCCAGGUAGUGACGGACGUAGGCGUGCACCUUCAGAAGCUCUCCAUCAACAAUGAAGGCACCAAGCUCAUUGUCCUCAAUAGCCUCAAGAAGAUGGUCAACCUGACGGAACUGGAGCUCAUCCGCUGCGACCUGGAACGUAUCCCUCAUUCCAUCUUCAGCCUCCACAACCUCCAAGAGAUUGACCUCAAAGACAAUAACCUCAAGACCAUAGAAGAGAUCAUCAGCUUCCAACACUUGCAUCGUCUCACUUGCCUUAAGCUGUGGUACAACCACAUCGCCUACAUCCCCAUGCAAAUUGGCAACCUCACCAACCUGGAGCGCCUUUACCUGAACCGCAACAAGAUUGAGAAGAUUCCCACCCAGCUCUUCUAUUGCCGGAAGCUUCGAUAUCUGGAUCUCAGCCACAACCUCUUGAUUUCCAUACCGUCGGACAUUGGGCUGCUGCAAAACCUGCAAAAUCUAGCUGUGACCGCCAACAGGAUUGAGAGCCUCCCGCCGGAGCUUUUCCAGUGCAGAAAGCUUCGGACUUUGCACCUGGGGAACAAUGUGCUGCAGUCCCUGCCUUCCCGGGUGGGCGAGCUGACAAGCCUGUCUCAGAUCGAACUGCGGGGGAACCGCUUGGAGUGCCUGCCGGUGGAGCUGGGGGAUUGCCCCUUGCUGAAGCGCAGCGGGCUGGUGGUGGAGGAGGACCUCUUCAAUACUCUGCCCCUGGAGGUCAAGGAGAGGCUGUGGAGGGCUGACAAGGAACAAGCUUAAGCCUUUGUUGCAAGGAAAGGGAGAAAAACGAACACCUUCCCCACCAAGGAGCCAGGGGGACUGCUGGCCUUCCCAUUCCCGUGCUCUUAUUCCUCCCUCCUGCCCAGCAAAGCAAAAGAAACCUCCCGGCCAAAGGCAGACCAGCCAAGGAGAGCCCUGCAAAUGGUUUGCAGUGGAUUGGAAGUGAACUUGCCUUUCUCCCUUGGAAUGUGUGGGGUGGGAGGGGGGGAAGGUGGUCUGGGGUCAGGGAGAGGAGAGCGGGAGCAAGCAGGAAGUGAGGCUGCCAUUCAUAGGACAGGAAGUUGGACGCUGUUGCAGCCCAGAAAUGGAACGAUUCGUUACAGUAGUGCCGACUUCUAAUGAGCAUCAAAAGAAGAAUUGCCUUCAGAUCAAAGGGGUGGGGGAGAGAAGAACGAGAGGCAUCCGGUGCUGCCCGUUGCUGUCAUCUGAUGGGGAAUCCGGCGUUUUCGUGUCUGUUCUAAGGUCAGGAACCCGGCUCAACCUUCAGCGCUACUCAGCCACAUUGGCUUGGUUGUACACUAACUUCAGUGAUGUCUGAUCUGUUAAGGGUCUUUCAGGGGAGCUGAAAGGACGGGAAAGAGUCUUGAAUUUGUGUGGGGGGGUCUUUUUUUUUUAAUUUUAAUGCUGGCAUUCCUCCCCCCCACCCCACCCCCAUAUAUCAUGAAUUUUACCUCCAGUCACAUUAAAAACAGUUUUGUUUUGUUUUUAAAGAAGGAAAAUGUUUCUUAAAAGCUCUCCGUCUCUUGUGUGGUUUUCUUGAGGCUGAGUCUUUAAACCUUCACACCUGUGUCUCUUGAUGCAUGUACUGCAAAUAAUACUGGGUGGGAUGAUUUUACUAUUAUUUUUUUGUGUAGCGACUCCAGUGUGUGAAAUUGGGCCAAAUUUCCUUGGAAUAUGAAAUGCUAAAGGUGCAAGUCUGCAGUAUUUAAUUUGGAGUACAGCAUACUUGACUAGAAUGGGUUGGGAGGGUUUUAUUUUCAGAAUGAUUUUUUUAAAAUGUCCUUCCUCUUAGCCUUCUCUCUGAAUAUUAAAAACACUGCGGUCAGUUCAAAGCAUCCCAUUUUGAAAUAGGAGCACAAGUGUUGGUGACCCUGGCAGAGAUGAACACACAUUUGGUUGCAUUGACUCCUUUUCUGAGAUGCUGCCAGCAUCUUCUGUGAGUUUAAAACUUGCUGUGCUUCUCCUCUCUAUGUUGCGCUUUAUGAUUUUUAUAGCAGCUGGUCUGUUAUUGCAGGGUCAUGUACAGGAAAGUAAUUUUUAGCUGUCAUUUGUCAGAGUUGUUCCUGUUCCAGUGACAUGGGACUGGUGGCUGAUUCAUAGAGGACAGAGUUGAGCCGCUUUCCUCAGUCCCUCUCAAUCCUUCAGUGUUAAAAGGUAUAAAACGCCCCUUUUUUGCUUCCCAUCAUAGGCAUUCCUUGGAAUGUGAGCAGAUGCACCUCGAAACCAGUAGAGCUUGCACUACAGUCUUACCUACCCAGUGAAAGUAAAAUGACUGACAGCUACCAAUCCUGUCCCAAAAUAUUUGGGAAAACUUUAGUAUACAGUUGCCGCUAGUAAAGUCUCUGUUCCAUUAAAGACCAAGGUCCAGAGAAACAGCCUGGUCUCUUGGAGGUGAAGGGAGGUGUUGCAGGGGGUAAAAUACAAUAAUGUGACUUGGAAAUCUUUUGUUUACUAUCAAGCUGCGAGAAAGAUGUUUGUCUUUGGCUUCAUGAAGGUGGGUAUCUUUGUAAACCCCCUCCCCUUUUUUAAAAUGGUUCUGGUUGUGAGAAGGAAGGAAAAAGGAGCCACGGCUAGCUUCCAUUUCUUCUGCACUGGAUGUAAUCAGAGAAAGACACACACAUACUUAGCAAUGCUGGAAAAACCACCCCGAACUAAAACUUAUUAAUCAGGCUCUGAUAUUGUCAAUGUUUAAAUAAAGCUAUAUGGA
Eublepharis macularius is the source of this 4586-nucleotide messenger RNA. It is a transcript of the gene LRRC8A, whose product is annotated as leucine rich repeat containing 8 VRAC subunit A. Gene Ontology annotation, molecular function: protein binding. The coding region runs from base 206 to 2638 and encodes 810 amino acids. The record is from RefSeq and is a predicted model, not a curated record. The transcript is spliced from 4 exons. NCBI's taxonomy places the organism in Eukaryota, Metazoa, Chordata, Lepidosauria, Squamata, Eublepharidae.